AUGCAAGAUGUUGGGAUAGGUGUCGAUCUGGGAUCUACCGAGUUUAGAAUAGGUAUUUUUGAUUAUUAUACUGAUAGCCUAGUCAAGGAAACGAAAGAAAAAGUCCCUUAUUUUAGGCAUGGAAAUGGGAUCAUUACCCAAUGUACCUCUGAUAUUUUAACUGCUGUAGAAAAAGCAUUCAAUACUUUAUAUAUCCAGGAGUACAACAUUUGUUCAUUGGGUGUAGGAGCAACUUGUUCGAUGGUGGUUGGGAAACAGAAAGAUGAGAACUUAAUUCCCUUCAAUUUGAUUCAUGACAAGAACGGUAGAUAUCACGAUAUCAUUUUUUGGAUGCAUUCAGCAGCUAUAGAGGAGACGGAAUAUCUCAACAAUAUUACAGACGAAUCAAUCUUAUGCCACUUCGGCGGGAAAUUUUUCCCUGAAAUGGCAAUCCCGAAAUUGUUGCACUUGAACAAAUUAUACAAAGACGAUGGGCUGACAGUUCUCGAUUUGCAUAUAUGGCUAUUGUGGAAAAUUUCUCUCAAGUUAGGUCAUAAGGAAUUAAUGCCAGUUCAAGAACCAAAUUCAAAUGGUAUUGGACAUGAUGGUGAGCUAUUUGGUUGGAGUAAGGAAUUCUACGAGCAUCUACAGUUAAACAAAAUAUUCAUAGGAAACAAUGCUGUUAUUAAAAAAAAUGAACAAUUUGGGGAUAGCUGUAUUGACUGCUAUGCGAGCUGGUUUCAAUGCUGGUCUACUGCUAUGUUAAAUCGCACUUUGUUCGUUGUAGCAGGAACUUCAACGUGCUUCUUAUAUGCAAGCGAUUGUUUCGAAUCGUUUAUACCGGGUAUUUGGGGACCUUUUAAAGACAUUCUGGUAAACAGGAAACAUAUCAGCAAGCACGACAAUUAUUCUGUCUAUGAGGCUGGUAUAUCACGCACUGGGGUUCUACUUGAAAAGCUUCUAAGUACACACCCGGCGGUAAAGGAUAGUGACGUCAAUUUCUUGGAAACUGUUGAACAUAAAAUUGAUCUUAUUGAACAAAGCGAUACUCAAUCAAUUCACCUUAUGAUAAAAAAUACGUUUUUUCAUGAGGAUUAUGAAGAAUUUGAAUCAAGCUUUGUUCAAAAAGACACAUCGGGAAGUAUUUUGAAAGAAGGUUAUAACCCAACGUUGAAAGAUCUUGCAUUGAAAUACGUCGUUAUAAUCGAAACCUUGGCCUUUCAAAUCGUAGAUGUAAUCAAUGCUUUUGAAGAAGGUCAUAUAACAAUAUCCAAAUUGCUUAUAACUGGCAGCCAGGCUAAAAACUCCAGGCUGCUGCAGAUCCUGCAAGUAUUACUCGAAGAAAUAUCAAUCGAUACUCCUUGUAGCGAGAGUUCAACAGCAGGCGUGAAAGGUGCUUAUCAACUGGGAAAAGCUCAUCGGAACAACACGGCAUUAUUAGGGUACCCUCAAGAAGCAACGCCUAGACCCUGCUUGCUAAGGACUGAUGAUAUUUGCCUAACAGAUGUGCAAGAACACUUACGGGAGAAGUACAUUUCCUAUGGAAAUAUCACAGGAACGAAGAUACGAUAA
Messenger RNA from Kluyveromyces lactis, 1551 nucleotides. It is a transcript of the gene MPA43, whose product is annotated as Mpa43p. The coding region runs from base 1 to 1551 and encodes 516 amino acids. Gene Ontology annotation, molecular function: kinase activity. The transcript has a single exon. Lineage: Eukaryota; Fungi; Ascomycota; Saccharomycetes; Saccharomycetales; Saccharomycetaceae. The record is from RefSeq and is a predicted model, not a curated record. Gene Ontology annotation, biological process: carbohydrate metabolic process.